AGAAAAAAACUCGUAGCAUAAAAUAUCAGAUCUCAACAACCCAAAAAAAAAAAAGAAAAUGGCAGGUUUAUACGACAAGCAGGCUGCUAUUUAUGUAGAUGCCAGGCCAACCUUUCCAAGUCAAUGGUUUUCGAUGCUAGCUUCUCUCACCCCUCAUCACUCUUUAGCUUGGGAUGCCGGCACCGGCAAUGGCCAGGCAGCUAUCAGCGUUGCAGAGCACUACAAGCAAGUGAUUGCGACUGAUAUAAGUGAAGAGCAAUUGAAGCAUUGUAUAGAGCACCCUCGAGUUCGAUACUUGCACACUUCAGCAUCAAUGUCAGAUGAUGAACUGGUGACCUUAAUCGGCGGUGACAAUUCGGUUGACCUAGUGACAGUCUCUGUAGCUGUGCAUUGGUUCGACCUGGAAAGAUUUUACUCUCAGGUGAAGCGUCUGCUGCGAAAGCCAGGAGGCGUGAUUGCAGUUUGGACAUAUAAUGUCAUCCAAGUUAACUCAGAAUUUGAUCCGCUCAUGUGGGCAUUCCACGAGAAAUCACUUCCUUUCCAGAAUCCGAAAGCAAAAUAUGCAUUUGAUUGUUACAGGACACUUCCAUUCCCUUUUGAAAGCGUAGGUGUGGGCUGUGAGGGGCAACCUGAGACACUGGAGAUGACAAAGGAGAUAUCGUUUCAGGGAUUUCUGGGACUUGUAAGAACAUGGUCAGCUGUGAAUAUUGCUAAGGAACAAGGCGUGGAUCUGUUGUCUGAAAAUGUUGUUAAGGAAUUUGAGAAGGCUUGGGGUGGCCCGGAAUUGGUCAGAACUGUCAUCUUCAAGACUUACAUGCUUGCAGGAAAAGUUAAUUAAGUUUUCACUUUCAAGUUUCAAAGCCUUUUUUUUUUUUUUUUUUCCAGUGUUGUUGCCUUUUAAUAAUUCUCAUUUUAGAUGUUUCUAACAUUUUCAAUGACAGUUCUGACGCCUAGAAAUAAUAAUUUUCAGUUA
Manihot esculenta (cassava) is the source of this 973-nucleotide messenger RNA. Its product is annotated as putative methyltransferase DDB_G0268948. Lineage: Eukaryota; Viridiplantae; Streptophyta; Magnoliopsida; Malpighiales; Euphorbiaceae. The coding region runs from base 59 to 838 and encodes 259 amino acids. Gene Ontology annotation, molecular function: S-adenosylmethionine-dependent methyltransferase activity. The transcript has 2 exons. The record is from RefSeq and is a predicted model, not a curated record.